This is a messenger RNA of Protopterus annectens (West African lungfish), 2678 nucleotides long. It is a transcript of the gene LDLRAD2, whose product is annotated as low density lipoprotein receptor class A domain containing 2. Gene Ontology annotation, molecular function: protein binding. The transcript has 5 exons. Bases 440 to 1759 code for a protein of 439 amino acids. The record is from RefSeq and is a predicted model, not a curated record. Lineage: Eukaryota; Metazoa; Chordata; Ceratodontiformes; Protopteridae.
AUUUGGUACUGUGAUAUAAUUGUUUUACUGACAUCUACAGCAGGUCCUGUUAUUGUACUUAGAAUCAUAAAGCCCUAUCAGGUACCCCCAGACAGCAGAGAAGCUCUAGAUUGAAAUUCUCUUUGGAAGGCAUGCGUGGGAGAUCUGUAUUGUCUCAUUCCUCCCCAAUAUUCUGUCACUCCAUAACACUCACAUGGUUUCCUUGGCUACCCCAAAACAUACAUUCAUAAAUGAGGAAAGGAACCCAAGACAAAGGCAAAAAAGAACAAAAAGGCAAAACUCUAGGAGCAAUUGUUUGAAAGCAUCUAACAUUAAAAAAGAAGAAAAAACAAUUUCUGCACUGAGUGUGUCUAAACCUGCAGCUUGUUAUAUUAGAUGGAUUAGACCCUUCUGCCUCUCUCUGCCUUUGUACAUAAAGAAAUGUUAAUGUUUCCUGCUGAUGCUAGGAGGCCACUGCAUUACCCAGUAUCACAGCUGUUGCAUUCUUAGAACAAGAUCACUGUUCUCUCCAGCUAAACUCGAGGAGACCCUGGAAUUCUUCAAAAGGAAUGUAAAGAUGGCAAAAAGCAAAAGAAACAGUUUGCAAUUUUUAUCAAUUUUAUUUCUUCUCUUGAACUUUAUGUCUCUCCAAGUGUAUUCCAUGGACACAGUUAAUCUAGUGGAUUUCUGCAAUCAGACAAUCAUAGGUGACGGCAUGAUUGUGAACUCUCACAGGGAAUCAAGGAAGUACUAUUUUGUUACCAUUGGAACAGAUUGCAGGCUAACGAUGCAGGCCAUAUCACCAACAGACAACAUUGAAUUCCAGUUCAGAUUCUUCUUGGUCUACAGCCUAAUGCAUGUCUCAUCAAUCAGAGAACUGACCACAGUGUCAACAUUACAUGAACUACAUAAUACAACUGGAGACCCAACUGACAUAGCCACUUCUAAUCCUGGGCAAAGUGGAGCAAGAGAGCCAUCGCCAACGGGCAAAUGGGAGUUAACAGACCCCUGCAAUGCUGGCUCUUACCUACAGUUUUACGAUGGGAAGGAUCUGAGUGCCACACCCAUCGGGCAACCUCUUUGCGGGAAAACUAUCCCUCAGCCUGUUUCAUCUACAGGGAACUAUCUAACACUCCGACUCGUGACUAGAGGACAACAGCCUAGAGUGGACUUUGUUGGUGAUUUUACCUCUUUCACUUCAGGGUCCAACUCCUCAAACUGCAGCAAUGAAUCCUACUUCCACUGUAGUAGUGGGAAGUGUAUUCCAGCAAGCCUGGUCUGUGAUGAUACCGGCAUUGAUAACUGUGGCGAUGGCAGCGAUCAGUUACCACAUCCACCAUCUAACUGCAGAGAUCCUUCUUCUGGAGUAAGCUCUCCUAAAACUGACAGUACCACAACAGCCCAGGCUGCAUCAUCACUAUCAUCAUCAUCAUCAUCAUCAACUGCAAACCUGCUGUGUGAAACCGUAAACAAAAACCAGGAUCAUGGUCCAAAUACUGUUCCUGAACUGGGUUCUAUAGCAGAUGACAAGAUGUACUUUUCUCUCAUCGCCCUGUAUAUCAUCCUUGGUAUAACUGCUGGGAUUGUGCUGCUGGUUUGGUGUUGCUGGUCUCCUGGGUGGUUUGUUUGGCGACUUAGUGUGUGCAGUGCUGUUCCCUGCUGUAACUCAAUUUGUGCCUACUGCCAGCUUUGCACUCGCAGCUGCUCUUCAAAGGACAAUAAUCGUAUUUCAAAAGUGACACCACUGAACACAGAAAGUCCAUCAAGUGAUGGUGACUAAAUUACCCAGCUGACCUCCCUAAAUACAGACCAGUAUCACUAGUUAGUGACACUGUGGGUUAGAUAACUUGUUUUAAGUAAAACAAACUGACAAAAAUGUAUGUGGCUAAAUUAUAAUCCUGUUAUACAGCAUUCAAAACUGAACACAGAAAUGGACCGGAUAUAUAGUAUAAAUGACUAUGCUGGAAAGCUUCAGUACUGAUUGUCUGAAACAGAGAAAUAAUUUCUUGUUUAUUAAUAUGAGAUGUUACAGUGCAAAAUGUUAUUGCGUGAUCUUUCCUUUCAUGAGGAAUAAAUUCAAAUGCGGUAUUUAAAGCCAUUUCUUUUAAACUGCAGUUUAGUAACAUAUGACAUAUUCCAAAAUAUAUCUUUGUUGUUUUUCCACUAACAUUGGCAUUGUGCAUAUUUUCUGGUUGCCCUGCAGUGACAUUUUUUUUGAAAUUGCAAGUGUAGCUAAGAGAAAAUAGAAAGGGUCACUAGUCCUUGAGUCCAAAAAUUUGCUUUAUGAUCAAAAUGAGAAGGGUCUGCAAAGGAAAAAGUUCUCCCUUACUGGCCUGCUCUUAUAUCUUUCCCCUGCACUGGAGAGUUGCCAUCUGUUAGAACUAUAUAGGUAAUUUAUUAUCCAUGCUGUGAGGCCUACUUGCAGCUCUGUAACGCUAAGUGCUUUCCAUUAGCUAAAGCAUGAAGAAUGUUCUCAUACAGCCAAUACUGUAACUCAUUGUAUCACACUGUAGUAUUUAAUACACAGCAAAUUUAGGGAGGGUUUCAGAGCAGAAUGGAUAUUUCUGAAUAUGGGAUAAUAAGUGUCAUAUUUACCACUGCACAAGAGACGGACCUAACAUUAUCUGACUAUAUUUCAAAGUUUAACCUAUGGACCUUCACUAAUGGCUACAAUAAAAGAACAGUCUUUUGACAAUGCA